AUGGGUGAUAUUUUGAUUAAUGGUCGCACACAGACUUUGGCUUAUGGAACAUCAGCUUAUGUGACUCAAGACGAAACUUUGAUCACAACGCUAACGGUCAAGGAAGCCGUGUACUACUCCGCUCAGCUCCAAUUCCCAAACUCAAUGACGAAAUCUGAAAAAAAGGAGAGGGCGGAGACGACGAUAAGAGAGAUGGGAUUGCAGGAUUCCAUGAACACGAGAAUCGGAGGGUGGGGAGCCAAAGGCCUCAGCGGGGGCCAAAAGAGGCGAGUGAGAAUCUGCAUCGAGAUUCUGACACGCCCGAAGCUCCUUUUCCUCGACGAGCCAACCAGCGGGCUAGAUAGUGCAGCUUCCUACUAUGUCAUAAGCAGAAUCACGAAACUAGAGCAGAGAGAAGGGAGGACUAUCAUCACGUCCAUUCAUCAGCCGAGCAGCAAAGUGUUCGGUCUGUUUAUCAACCUUUGUCUCUUGUCUUCGGGUAGAGUGGUGUACUUUGGCCGUGCUAACGCGACAAAUGAGUUUUUUGCAUCGAAUGGUUUCCCUUGCCCAACUCUUCAGAAUCCAUCAGACCACUUCCUUAGAACAAUAAACAAGGAUUUUGACGAGGACAUAGAACAGGGUUCGAAAGGAAAGAGAGCAACAGAGGAAGUGAUCGAAAUUCUCGUUAACAUCGUUUAAAUCUUCUGAUGGCUACCAAGAAGUUAAAAGACAAGUUUCUGAAAUAUGUAAAUAAGUAACG
Rhododendron vialii is the source of this 739-nucleotide messenger RNA. RefSeq names its product ABC transporter G family member 1-like. Bases 1 to 678 code for a protein of 225 amino acids. The record is from RefSeq and is a predicted model, not a curated record. Gene Ontology annotation, molecular function: ATP hydrolysis activity; ABC-type transporter activity; ATP binding. NCBI's taxonomy places the organism in Eukaryota, Viridiplantae, Streptophyta, Magnoliopsida, Ericales, Ericaceae. The transcript is spliced from 4 exons.